Bicyclus anynana (squinting bush brown) is the source of this 1765-nucleotide messenger RNA. RefSeq names its product enolase (gene Eno). Gene Ontology annotation, cellular component: phosphopyruvate hydratase complex. The transcript is spliced from 8 exons. The record is from RefSeq and is a predicted model, not a curated record. Gene Ontology annotation, molecular function: magnesium ion binding; phosphopyruvate hydratase activity. The coding region runs from base 184 to 1485 and encodes 433 amino acids. Gene Ontology annotation, biological process: glycolytic process. NCBI's taxonomy places the organism in Eukaryota, Metazoa, Arthropoda, Insecta, Lepidoptera, Nymphalidae.
UCCUACUAUCGAAUGUCGUUUUGUUACGGUUUUCACAUCCCUAAUUUCACCUUGUGGAGGUCAAACGAUUCCUACUCGACAACCGGCGAAAGCAAUUUUCAAUUAUUUGCAAAGGUUAAAGAAGUCAACUUGACGAAAACUCUAAAUAAUUCAUAAAAGGUUUUGCUACAUUCAAACAUCAAAAUGCCGAUCAAAUCAAUCAAGGCUCGUCAAAUCUUCGAUUCGCGUGGCAACCCUACUGUAGAAGUUGACCUGGUAACAGAACUAGGCCUAUUCCGGGCAGCAGUGCCAUCUGGGGCCUCCACCGGAGUCCACGAGGCUCUGGAACUCAGAGAUAACGUGAAGGGUGAAUAUCACGGAAAAGGUGUCUUAACUGCCAUCAAAAACAUCAAUGACACUAUUGCCCCAGAAUUGCUGAAACAGAGUUUUGAAGUGACACAGCAAAAAGAAAUUGAUCAAUUCAUGAUUACCCUGGAUGGCACAGAAAACAAGUCAAAGUUUGGUGCCAAUGCCAUUUUGGGUGUUUCCUUGGCAGUGGCCAAAGCUGGUGCAGCUAAGAAGGGGGUUCCAUUGUACAAGCAUCUGGCAGACUUGGCUGGGAACAACAACAUAGUGCUGCCAGUGCCUGCAUUUAAUGUUAUCAAUGGAGGCUCCCAUGCUGGUAACAAACUCGCCAUGCAAGAGUUCAUGAUCUUGCCCACAGGUGCAUCAACAUUCAGUGAAGCCAUGCGCAUGGGGUCUGAAGUGUACCACCAUCUCAAAAAGAUCAUCAAGGAGAAGUUUGGUUUGGACUCCACUGCUGUCGGAGACGAGGGUGGCUUUGCACCCAACAUCCAGAACAACAAGGAUGCACUGUUCCUUAUUCAAGAUGCUAUUCAACAAGCUGGUUAUACUGGCAAGAUUGAAAUUGGUAUGGAUGUAGCUGCUUCUGAGUUCUUCAAGAAAGGCAGCUAUGAUCUGGACUUCAAGAACCCUAAGUCUAACCCAGAUGACUACUUAUCUUCUGAAAAGUUAGCAGAGGUUUACUUGGACUUUAUCAAGGACUUCCCCAUGGUGUCCAUUGAGGAUCCCUUCGACCAAGAUGACUGGGCUGCCUGGACAAGCCUCACAUCUCGCACUCCCAUCCAAAUUGUGGGAGAUGAUCUGACUGUAACAAACCCAAAACGUAUUACAACAGCAGUUGAGAAGAAAGCCUGCAAUUGUCUUUUGCUGAAAGUGAACCAAAUUGGCAGCGUAACUGAGUCCAUUGAUGCACACUUGUUGGCAAAGAAGAAUGGUUGGGGAACCAUGGUAUCUCACAGGUCUGGUGAAACUGAAGACACAUUCAUUGCUGAUUUGGUGGUUGGUCUGUCCACCGGUCAAAUCAAGACGGGGGCGCCGUGCCGUUCCGAACGUCUCGCUAAAUACAACCAGAUCCUGCGUAUCGAAGAGGAGCUGGGCGCUGCUGCCAAAUAUGCAGGAAAGAACUUCCGCAACCCUGUUUAAAAUUCUGCUAUAAAAUUAAACAAAACGAAUGAUCUAGUGUUUAUUGAAUGUCAUUUACAUUUUAGGGAUAUAGUCUCCCUAUUUUUAAAUAUUCACGUGUAUUUAUUAUAGUGAACUGGUGUAGUAUGGAUGUAUGUAACUGGUUUAUAUAGUAUGUUACAAAAUAUGCUUCUUAAAUUUAUUAUUUUAUAUUUGGAUUGAGUAUGUGUCAAAUGUGCGAUUCUUGUUAAUUUUAAGCAAAAAUUAUAAAUUAUUAUUUAAUAAAACUGUUAUUGUGUAA